Acanthosepion pharaonis is the source of this 837-nucleotide messenger RNA. The record is from the annotation of a GenBank genome assembly. NCBI's taxonomy places the organism in Eukaryota, Metazoa, Mollusca, Cephalopoda, Sepiida, Sepiidae.
AUGUUUGUGUUUUUUUUUUUUUUUCAUUUGUCUAUCUUUUCCCUCUCUCCCCCCCACUCUGUUUUUCUUUCUCUGGCUAACUAUAAAAAGAAAAGUGUCAAUAUCGAGGCUCCAAUUUUUCCCUUCACACAAACAUCUUGUCCCCAUUUUCCUUCUCCCUGUCCCCAUUUACCUUUCCCUCUCUCCCCCACUAUCUUGCCUCUCUCUCUCUCUCCCCCCACUAUCUUGCCUCUCUCUCUCUCUCCUCCCACUAUCUUGCCUCUCUCUCUCUCCUCCCACUAUCCUCUCUCUCUCUCCUCCCACUAUCUUGCCUCUCUCUCUCUCUCUCUUGCCUAUCCUCUCUCUCUCUCCUCCCCCACUAUCUUGCCUCUCUCUCCUCCCACUAUCUUGCCUCUCUCUCCCACUAUCUUGCCCUCUCUCUCUCUCCCCCUGUCUUGCCUCUCUCUCUCUCUCCCCCGCUGUCUUGCCUCUCUCUCUCUCCCCCCCGCUGUCUUGCCUCUCUCUCUCUCUCCCCCGCUGUCUUGCCUCUCUCUCUCUCUCUCCCCCCAUGUCUUGCCUCUCUCUCUCUCUCCCCCCGCUGUCUUGCCUCUCUCUCUCUCUCCUCCCGCUGUCUUGCCUCUCUCUCUCUCUCUCUCCCCCCGCUGUCUUGCCUCUCUCUCUCUCUCUCCCCCUGUCUUGCCUCUCUCUCUCUCUCUCUCUCCCCUGUCUUGUCUUCUCUCUCUCUCUCCCCCUGUCUUGCCUCUCUCUCUCUCUCUCCCCCCGCUGUCUUCUCUCUCUCUCUCUCCAUCUCCUCUUCCCUCUCCCCUCUCCCCUCUCCCCUCUCUCUCUUCCAUGUAA